AUGCCCCUAGCACGAGCGUAUAGAGUUGCAUCUGGUGGUGUCGCCAAUGGAUCGACGCUGGUCGCUUUCAAUACGGUCGUCAUCCACCGAGUGAUGGGUGAGACGGAGAUGAGAUCCAUGAUUGAAGGAGGUCUGGAAUGUGCGGAUGUGCGGUGUGUCGCAGAUCGUUUAAGUACGGUGUAG
Molecule: messenger RNA, 183 nt
Organism: Penicillium longicatenatum
Lineage: Eukaryota; Fungi; Ascomycota; Eurotiomycetes; Eurotiales; Aspergillaceae
Exons: 2
Coding region: 1-183 (60 amino acids)
Source: RefSeq, a predicted model, not a curated record